This is a messenger RNA of Caenorhabditis remanei, 1158 nucleotides long. RefSeq lists its product as uncharacterized. The transcript has 8 exons. Gene Ontology annotation, molecular function: protein tyrosine kinase activity; ATP binding. Bases 1 to 1158 code for a protein of 385 amino acids. Gene Ontology annotation, biological process: protein phosphorylation. The record is from RefSeq and is a predicted model, not a curated record. NCBI's taxonomy places the organism in Eukaryota, Metazoa, Nematoda, Chromadorea, Rhabditida, Rhabditidae.
AUGCUUCGUAAAACUGGAGAUUUCUUGAUUCGAAGUACAGAACCUAAGCAAGGAGAAGCACGCCAAUAUGUGCUCUCGGCGAUGCAAAACGAAGAGUUGGAGGAUGCGGGGGUUAAGCAUUACGUGAUGCGUGUUAAUGAUAAAGAUCAGAUAUUUCUGGAAACUAAGGGGUUCGAGACGAUUUCCUCAUUAGUUAAUUACUAUGUAUCCUCAAAGGAUCCCAUCAAAAAGAUGACCAUUCUAAAAACUCCUAUUGUAAAACAAGACUGGGAAAUUGAACAUUCACAGGUAGAACUAGUGAAAAAACUAGGAGAAGGUGCUUUUGGCGAAGUCUGGAAAGGAAAAAUUACGAUGAAAAAUGGGAAAGUGGAAGACUGUGCAAUCAAGACGGCAAAGCUUGAAGCCCUGAACAAGGAACAAAUCAAAGAAAUCAUGCGGGAAGCUCGACUCAUGCGAAAUUUGGAUCAUCCAAACGUGGUUAAAUUUUUUGGUGUCGGUGCAGGACAAGAACCUCUUUAUGUCAUCAUGGAGUUGGCAGACUGUGGUGCUCUUGACACAUACUUACAAAAAAAUCCAAACCUUCAACCUCCAAAAAAGAUGGAAAUGAUUUAUCAAGCUGCUUGUGGAAUUGGUUACAUGCAUGAAAAGAAACUUCUCCAUCGUGAUAUUGCUGCCCGAAACUGUCUUUAUGGAGGCGGACAAGUGAAGAUUGCUGAUUUCGGAUUAUCACGCGAAGGCAUCGUUUAUCAAAUGGAAAUGACGAAGAAAGUUCCCAUUCGAUGGUUGGCUCCGGAGACGUUGAAAACUGGAAUUUACAGUCCGAAAACUGAUGUAUUUGCUUUCGGAAUAAUGGCAUGGGAGAUCAGUGAGAACGGCAAAGAACCAUAUCCAGAUAUGCGUGUAGCCGAAGUUGUUCCACAAGUGAAGAGUGGCUAUCGUAUGCGAUUCGAUCCAGUUCUUGUCGAUUUUCGUUUUGGAGAUUAUGUUACGACAACUUUCUCGUUGAAGCCUGUUAUUCAGGCAUGUCCGAUUAAAGAGCAAGAGAUGAAAACAAUGAAAGCUAUAUCGACAAAACGUAAGGAAAAGAAAGAGAAGAAAACUAAAAAAGACAAGAACAACAAUACAACGACAAAAACUGAAGAUCAUGACAAGGCUUGA